Messenger RNA from Helianthus annuus (common sunflower), 767 nucleotides. Its product is annotated as ethylene-responsive transcription factor ERF003. Gene Ontology annotation, biological process: regulation of DNA-templated transcription. Lineage: Eukaryota; Viridiplantae; Streptophyta; Magnoliopsida; Asterales; Asteraceae. The record is from RefSeq and is a predicted model, not a curated record. Gene Ontology annotation, molecular function: DNA-binding transcription factor activity; DNA binding. The coding region runs from base 64 to 636 and encodes 190 amino acids. The transcript is spliced from 2 exons.
UCUAACAUAACCAAAUAUCUUUUUCACUUCACUGUGACAUUUUCAAAUACACCUUGUGCACACAUGGCUAGAACACAACAACGCUACCGCGGCGUCCGGCAACGGCAUUGGGGUUCAUGGGUUUCCGAAAUUCGGCAUCCAUUGUUGAAGACAAGAAUUUGGCUAGGCACAUUUGAGACGGCCGAGGAUGCGGCCUGCGCCUACGACGAGGCGGCCAGGCUCAUGUGCGGCCCACGUGCAAGAACCAACUUCCCACAUAACCCAAAUUCAUCACAAUCUUCUUCAAUUUCUUCUUCAAAGCUACUCUCAUCAACUUUGACUGCAAAGUUGCAUAGAUGCUAUAUGGCUUCUCUUCGUAUGACCAAACCAUCAAUCCAAUACCCGAAACGAACGCGUUCGGUCCAUCUUAGCAAAUCUUUGCUAGAUACGAAGCCCACUGUAGCGAUGCUACACCAGAUAGACAAUAAUAGUAACACUAAUAGUAACAGUAACGGUGAUAUGGAUUAUCAAAAUCAUCAACAUCAGUUUUUCGCGAAGCUUGAAGAUCAUCACAUUGAACAAAUGAUUGAAGAGUUGCUUUAUUAUGGAUCAAUUGAACUUUGUUGUACCGUUCAAUCACUUGAUCAACAGUCUUGAAGCUGUUUUUGUAUAAAAUUUGUUUAAAUUAUGUUUUUAAAACAUGCUUAUCAAUGUUUUAGAAAACAAGUUGAACAAUUGAUAAUCAGAUUUUAUGUAAAUAUAGCUGAUAACAGUGUUUUAAAUUUUAA